Molecule: messenger RNA, 1277 nt
Organism: Megalobrama amblycephala (Wuchang bream)
Lineage: Eukaryota; Metazoa; Chordata; Actinopteri; Cypriniformes; Xenocyprididae
Exons: 3
Coding region: 1-1011 (336 amino acids)
Biological process (GO): DNA integration; DNA recombination
Molecular function (GO): DNA binding
Source: RefSeq, a predicted model, not a curated record
AUGCCCGACCCUGGCAGAACUAAUCCUGAACUAGGCUCUCAUCUCAAUAUCCUAUUAAAUUCUGCUAGUCUUUAUAUCACUCAAGGAGUUGCGCCAUCGACACUCAAAUCCUACGUUUCGGCAUGGUCCUGGUUUACGAAAUUCUGUUUUUCGUUCAGAAUUCCUAUUCUCCCCAUUUUAAUUUCUACAAUUUGUGCAUUCGUAGUUCAUUGUUUCGAAUCCCGUAAUCUGAAGAUCGCUACAAUACGUAAACUGCUGGCUGGCAUUCAAUUUCACGCACGAUUCCAUAAUCCCAACUAUCCAAGUAUUUUCUCAACGCCCGCUAUUCGGCUUUUACUCAAAGGCAUAGAAAAAUCUGCUCAAAAGACACCAGACAAAUGUCUCCCCAUUACGCUAAAUCUUCUGCACAGACUUACUUCUUCUCUAAGUAACAGUUCGUUUUGCGAGUACAUAAACAUUCUCCUCGAGGCAGUGUUUCUGUCUGCUUUUUAUGGGUUUAUGCGAUUAGGGGAAUUCGCCUCUGAUUCAAAAAUCUUUAAUCCUGCUCGCGGCUUAUGUCUCUCCGAUUUGCGUUUCUCUUCAUCUUCAUUUAAUUUAUUUAUUAAAUAUUCUAAAGCUGAUUCUUCUGGUACAGGUGUCACAAUUACGAUCUCAAAAAUUAAUUUUUUCUGCCCUUACACAUCUAUGGUCAGGUACCUCAAAGCACGUCCUCGCACUCCAAAAAAUUCACCCCUAUUUAUAUUACCUAAUAGACUCCCAAUGACAAAGCAAUGGUUUAGAACUCAUCUAGCUUCCGUCUUAACACUUUGCGAUCUUUCUCCACAUCUAUACACUGGGCAUUCCUUUUGCAUCGGAGCUGCGACAACAGCAGCUGAAUGCGGUGUUCCUGACUCAACCAUCCAAAUGUUAGGCAGAUGGUCGUCCACGGCAUACAAGAUCUACAUCAGAUCCGACAAGCAAAUUCUACUUAACGCUCAACAAGCUCUCUCAACCUACAAUCAAGGUUCUUAGGUGUCCUAGUGAAGUUCCCCUCCAUCCUCCCCACCACAAGGAUGGUCCCUGUCCACUCGUACAGAGGGGUAGGCUCCGCCCCUGCCUUUAUCUUCAGGCAGGACCUACCAGCUAACAUCAAGACCUGGAGAAGGACGGGGGCCUACGCCAAAGAACUUUGAGACAGAGCUUGUCGAGGGUUUUAUUUUAAUUUUAUUUUAAUUUUAUUUUUUUUUAUUAUUUCAUUUAAUCUGAUCUUGUACCAAAUAAAUCAUUCAUAUUUAAUU